Necator americanus (New World hookworm) is the source of this 273-nucleotide messenger RNA. RefSeq lists its product as uncharacterized. Bases 1 to 273 code for a protein of 90 amino acids. The record is from RefSeq and is a predicted model, not a curated record. Lineage: Eukaryota; Metazoa; Nematoda; Chromadorea; Rhabditida; Ancylostomatidae. The transcript is spliced from 2 exons.
AUGCCUUCCGAUGCAUCGAAGGGAAGGUACGAGAUUAGAGGUGUCCGCUUUCACAAAUCUGAAUCGAAAAUCAGCAAUGCUGCCGCAUUUGUCAAGGACCAAAUGACCAAUACCCAAAUGCAAUUGGAAGGUGGUCUCCAUGCCCACGAGCACAGAGGUCGUCUUCUUUCUUUCGAAGGAGAAGUCAGCGGACAACGACACACCACCGAGACGAAGGGAACUGUCAUGACGUCAGUAGAAGAAGUAGAAGAUCUAGAUCAGAAGGACAGGUGA